AAUAGAGAGUUUACAGAGCAAGCUCUCUCCUCUCCUGACUGGUUCACUCGCCUCAUCUAACUAACCAUCCUCGGGGAAACACACUUUUAAGCACGCACGCACGCGCGCACGGACACACACACACACAUUGAAGCUCCGCUCAGCAGCAGCAGGGAGUGAACAGCCAGCUUGCGACUUAUCCCCGCCAUUCCCCGGUACAGUAACUUCCUCAGCAUCUCCCGGCCUCUGCAGAGAGAGAGAGAGAGAACCGCCCGACAACCCAACUGGAAACCGGCCCCACGGCUCUAUAGUAACGGACUGACCGACCACUAAAUCCCGGAGAAGGAAAGAGGACUAUCUAGUGCUCAGCAUCCCGUCAUCGCCGGUAGAAUAUACUUCAGACUGCGGAUUUAAACCGUCACAUUGGCCAAUUGUCCAUUUGGACGGAGCGAGAGAACUGGUAGUGCGCAGUGUGAGAACACAACAGAAACCACUUGACGCGGAAAAGUCCCGGACACUUCCCGGUAUUUUAGGAAACAGAGGGACGCGUCUCACCUUACCGAAAUACCGACUCCGGUAGCCUAAAACGGAGCCGGUCUGAGCAACAGCUACCACCGGCAAAAAUCAGUGAGGUUGCCAGGGUAACCUCCCCCAGCCAAUCAGCAGUCAUGGAUGAGAUGGAUCUGCCCCAGAUGAAGAAGGAAGUGGAGAGUCUGAAAUACCAACUGGCUUUCAAGAGAGAGAAGUCCUCCAAGACAGUCACUGACAUGGUGAAGUGGAUCGAGGACGGGGUACCUGAGGACCCCUUCCUGAACCCUGAGCUCAUGAAGAACAACCCCUGGGUGGAAAAGGGAAAGUGUGUCCUGUUGUAGACGACCCCUGACCCUGCCAUGACCUCUGACCCCAGCCUGGUGGGGCAUGGCAGGACAGCACUCGCCCCCCCCACCAUGAAUGUACAACAGCUGAUGUCCAGACCCCCCCCCUGCUAGUUUCAGCCACGUUGAUGCAUCACAGAUUACCUUUAAUAUUCAUGUUGAUGUUGAUAUGAAGUGUAUAUAUGCAGCCAGUCACUCAGUCACUCAGUCACUCACUCAGUCACUCACUCAGUCACUCAGCCACUCACUCAGUCACUCAGUCACUCACUCAGUCACUCACUCAGUCACUC
Molecule: messenger RNA, 1144 nt
Organism: Oncorhynchus kisutch (coho salmon)
Lineage: Eukaryota; Metazoa; Chordata; Actinopteri; Salmoniformes; Salmonidae
Product: guanine nucleotide-binding protein G(I)/G(S)/G(O) subunit gamma-13-like
Exons: 3
Coding region: 648-851 (67 amino acids)
Biological process (GO): phospholipase C-activating G protein-coupled receptor signaling pathway; sensory perception of taste
Cellular component (GO): heterotrimeric G-protein complex
Molecular function (GO): G-protein beta-subunit binding
Source: RefSeq, a predicted model, not a curated record